GAGGGAGGGGAAUGGAUCUUUUCUGUGAGUCUCCGGCGCUCCUUCAGACUGCUCCCCACCACCUGUCCUUGACUUACUGUGCACAGACAAGACUAAGAAGAAGCUACACUGCUCACUCUUCCUCUGCUACCUUUCUGUCCAGGUUUAUGUGAGCAACCACAGUAUUCUUAAACAUCUGUUUCUGUUUGCUGCUUCUGUCUACCUGUGGUGCUCAUUUGUAGUGGUGAGGGGGGAAACAUUCGUCCUCGGGCGGUGGAGCUCUGAUGGGUGGCAGCGUUGACUCUGGCUGGGACUGGGGAUGCUGAACGGAGGGAGGGAGGGCCUGUUUGAGCUGGGACAGCAGCUCCAGCAGCAGGGGGAGUACCAGGCUGCCCUCCACUGCUUCCUCAGCUGCCUGUUGGGACUGACCCAUGUGCAGAGCUUCUCCUCUCUGCCCAACUGCUUACACCAGAUAGCUGAACUCUUCAUCACCGAAAAGAAUUAUGGGAAGGCCCUCCAGUUCAUCCAGGCUGAAAAGAUGUUCUAUGAAGUGGCAUUGAUUGAGCUCACAGCUCUUCAGGGGAGCCCAGGGCCUCAGGAAGAGGCCACGCUGGGCUCCGCAGGAUGGACAACCCCAGAGGACCUUUCAGAGCAGGCCUCCCAGGCACGACACCUCGAACGGCUGGCCCAACUCUGCAUCAUGAGCAAACAACCUCAUCUUGCUCUAGAAUACAGUGGUAAGGCAACAAAGAUUCACCAAAGAGCCUUUGGUAAUGACCAUCCAAUUACAGCCAGAAGCCUGGAGCUCAUGGCAACUGUCUAUGCUGAAAUUGGCAAGACCGAAUAUUCCGACUCUCUGGGCCAGUGUGUGUCUGCGCUGUCAAAACGUUUCGCUGCUGCAGAAUCUCUUAGAGACACCGUCAACUGUCUUCCUCACUCCCACCGAGAGAAACACUCAGAGGUACGCCACAGAAAGGACACGCACCACCAACAGAAGGACACGUCAAAGCCUAAGGUAAUCAGUGGCAAAGUCCCCACCUCCAUUCUAAAGAGGCCAAGCCCAAGCUACGGGUCAGACAUAGAACUCAACCACAGACGGAAAGGCGAGCGCAGGGUUCGAUUCAGGGAGCCAGAGACCACGGUACAUGCCUAUGAGACAACACCAUCCCGCCCCCAUCUCGCCCUGUUCACCUGCCUCUUCCUGCUGAUGUCAUGCCUGGGCGUGGCUAUGUACUGCACAGACCGCCGGCGCCCACAGCGAGUGUGCGAGGAGCUGGAGGCUGCUUUGGCAGUCUACCUGCUGCACAUGAAGCAGCUUCUGUGGGGCUGCUGGAUAUGGUUGACCAUGCAGUGACUUUUACCAACCACAAGUGGAGACAUGGAGCCUCCUUUCUGUUACCUUUUUCAGAUCCCUCUCUUUUUUCUCCUAUCUUUGAAGGUGCCCAGGCCUACAAACACCUCAGCCAUUAGACAAGGCUCUGUCCACUGGGGUGUUACACCUCUUCCACAGCAAAAAAGGGAAAAUGUACAAUCCCAGAAAUAUGUAGCUUUCAAUGUCUGUAUAUAUAUAUAUAUGUAUAUAUAUAUAUAUAUACACAUAUAUAGUGGUGGGCAUGCCACUACAUAUUUAAGUUGUGUUUUGCACACUAGCAAUGUUGCUCACUUAUAAUGCUCAUAUAAUCACCAUAAUCAUGUGAUUUUUAAAAUUCUGUGAGAGAACGUUUCCAUGGAAUGCAUUUAUUUUGUUACAGUACUUGAUUUGUGUAUAUCAGAUAUUACACAGAAAUGAAUGUGUAUAUAUGGCUUAAUAUACUAAGGACUAUCACUAUCAGUAUUUAGUCUUGCAAUUGCACAUUAAUGAAUGUAAAGAUGUUUGGAAAAGGCUUGGACUGACACGGUGCACAUCUGAUAGAAGAAGAGAAAUAGAAACUGUUCAGUAAUGAUCAGUGAGACAGUAAACAAAAGGCUGCAUCACUUUACAGUACAAGGUUCAAUGACUUAGAUAUGAAAACACCUUGUUAUUUUCCGACUGUCUGGUCGUCCAGGUGAGUGAUUCCUAGGUCCACUGAAGAGAAGGUCUGCAGCACAAUAUUACCUAUUAAUGAAGAGACUAUACUCGAACUGGACGAAUGCUUAUGCUUUUAACAGUUUCCCUCUUUGUAACUGCUUGAAUCCCCUCCCCUAAAAGCCCUUUAUCCUACAUGUGAUAUAUUCUUCUAUACUCUAUGUCCACAUCUACACAAGAAUUGGACUUUCAGUUAUUUAAACUUUUUUAUCUUUUGGUUACCUGUGGUGUUUUUUAUUCAAACAAUAUUCAGGUUUUAAUUGUGAUGUCAAAUUUCCAUCUGGCUUUUGAAGAGUGUAAGGAUGGGUGUAGGUUCAACAAAUAUUUGCAACACAUUUUUUAAAAAAAAAAAAGAGAAACAACCUCAUGUCAAGUUCAGUUCUCUUUUUGAG
Melanotaenia boesemani (Boeseman's rainbowfish) is the source of this 2436-nucleotide messenger RNA. It is a transcript of the gene c20h14orf180, whose product is annotated as chromosome 20 C14orf180 homolog. Gene Ontology annotation, biological process: positive regulation of Golgi to plasma membrane protein transport. Lineage: Eukaryota; Metazoa; Chordata; Actinopteri; Atheriniformes; Melanotaeniidae. Gene Ontology annotation, cellular component: trans-Golgi network; plasma membrane; transport vesicle. Bases 299 to 1333 code for a protein of 344 amino acids. Gene Ontology annotation, molecular function: connexin binding. The record is from RefSeq and is a predicted model, not a curated record. The transcript is spliced from 9 exons.